Messenger RNA from Colias croceus (clouded yellow), 2771 nucleotides. It is a transcript of the gene ttv, whose product is annotated as exostosin-1. Gene Ontology annotation, molecular function: glycosyltransferase activity. The record is from RefSeq and is a predicted model, not a curated record. NCBI's taxonomy places the organism in Eukaryota, Metazoa, Arthropoda, Insecta, Lepidoptera, Pieridae. Gene Ontology annotation, cellular component: membrane. The transcript is spliced from 8 exons. Bases 384 to 2615 code for a protein of 743 amino acids.
UUGCUUUUCCCAAAUUGCCAUAAACAAGAAAAGAAAAUAUGUCAAUCGUAAAUCGACUUGCUUUCAAAUGUCAAGUCAAUCAAAAUUAUGUCAAUAAUUGUCAAUUUUAUUGCUGGUUGCCAAUGAUCUGUGACUGAGUUGUUACUUUGUUGUUAUUCACUUGUUAUUAUUCUAUCCCAAGACCCAAACAGUAUAUGAGUUUUUCAGUUAAAUAAUCAUCUUUAGAAAAAUAUUGAAGUACUAGAAAGUUGUAUUAUAAAAAUACAUUCACAGUUUUAAUGAUAGAUUAAAUGAAUUAUCUCAAGCAUGUGAUUAUAACAAAAAUAAUGAAGUCACGAUGAUAUACACACGAUAAACAAAACAUUUUUUAAGAGAAAGUUAAAAUGCAAGCAAAAAAGCGAUAUAUAUUACUUGCUGUAUCUCUUAUUCUAAUAUUGUAUUGUUAUAUAGGUGGUUAUCGUUUUAAGUCUGAAAGUCUACAUAAGAACCAUCGUAAUAACUUACCCUCAUUUGCUACUCUUGAUGAAUUAUCAGAAGCACCUUCACGUCAGAAACGGAAUCCUGACUUUACUAGUAAAUCAUGCCGUAUGGAAACCUGUUUCGAUUUUACUAAUUGUGGAAAUGAUCCUAAAGUUUACGUGUAUCCAACCGAUGGUCCUGUGAGUGCUACAUAUAGAAAAGUUCUGUCAGUUAUUCGUGAAUCUAGAUACGCCACUCGUGACCCGUCUGAGGCCUGCUUGUUCAUACCUGCCGUGGAUACUCUAGAUGCCGAUCCACUCUCACCUGAACAUGUCACUGAUGUCGGAUCACGUUUAUCUCGCUUACCACACUGGAAAAAUGGCCGUAAUCAUUUGAUAUUUAAUUUAUAUGCAGGAACUUGGCCAGAUUAUUCAGAAGGUGCUUUAGGCUUUGAUCCAGGUGAAGCAAUAAUGGCUAGAGCUAGUGCAUCUGAAGCAUUAUUUAGAGAAGGUUUUGAUAUAUCUUUGCCAUUAUUUCACAAAGAGCACCCAGAACGUGGUGGAGCUCCUCCAGCUGCUACAGCUAAUCCUUUCCCUGCACCUAGGCGUCAUUUGCUUGCAUUCAAAGGAAAACGUUAUGUACAUGGGAUUGGCAGUGAAACAAGAAAUUCAUUGUGGCACCUGCAUGAUGGUAACAACCUUAUAUUAGUCACUACUUGCAGACAUGGAAAGUCAUGGAAAGAUUUAAGGGAUGAAAGAUGUGAUGAAGACAAUAAAGAAUAUGACAAAUUUGAUUAUGAACAACUAUUAGCAAAUUCAACAUUUUGUCUCGUUGCAAGAGGGAGACGUCUUGGAUCAUAUCGUUUUUUAGAAGCGUUGGCAGCAGGUUGUGUUCCAGUACUUUUAAGUAAUGGUUGGAGGUUACCAUUUGAUGAACGAAUUGAUUGGCGCCGUGCGGUCAUAUGGGCUGAUGAACGCCUUUUGUUACAAGUACCAGAGCUUGUACGCUCAGUGCCUCCUGAGCGUGUUCUUGCUCUGAGACAGCAAACACAACUUCUUUGGGAACAAUAUUUUUCAUCAAUUGAGAAAAUUGUAUUUACAACUAUUGAGAUAAUCUUAGAAAGGAUAAUGAUACAUAGAACAUCACGACACCGUGAGGCAUUGAUAUGGAAUACGUCACCAGGAGCUCUGGGCACAUUGGCCAAUUAUGGCGACUCGCGCGCUCACUUACCCCUGGGAGUGUCUGCUCCGGAACCUCCAUUGGCCAUCUCCCCGUCUACUAUUCCCCUCCCCGCACCAUCGGUACCCCUUAUUGCCCCUCCUUCCACACCUGGCAAUACAUUUACAGCCCUCUUAUAUGUUCAAGCUACAUCACCAGCCUUACACAAAUUAUUGGCGAAUAUAGCUAGUAGCGAAUAUUGUGAAAAGGUAGUGCUUGUGUGGGACAGUGAGCGGGCGGCGCCUACGCUAAAGUCACUGUCUAGAGUUGCUGGUGAUCCUCGGGACCCUUUGCCUGUAACAGUUGUGGAUGCAACAACACAUUAUCCUGGGGAAGGAGUAUCAGCAAGAUGGCAACCACUCUGGGCAAUACCUACAGCAGCUGUGUUUUCAUUGGACGGAGACGCUCCACUCUUGGCUGAAGAGCUAGAUUUCGCUUUUCUAGUAUGGCAACACUUCCCUGAACGCAUUGUUGGUUAUCCUGCCAGAAAUCACUUUUGGGAUGAAUCAAAGGGCGCGUGGGGCUACAGCAGCAAGUGGGGCGGGUCGUACUCGAUGGUGCUGCCGGGCGCGGCGCUGGUGCACCGCGCGGCGCUCGCGCUGUACGCGGCGGCCGCGCCCGCGCUGCGGCUGGCCGUGCGCCGCGCCCACAACUGCGAGGACAUCCUGCUCAACUGCCUCGUGGCGCACCUCACGCGCCGCCCGCCGCUCAAGCUCGCGCAGCGCAGGCGGUACAAGACGGCGCACCACAGAUACAAGUCAUCAUGGAGCGAUCCCGAACACUUCGUGCAGAGACAGUCCUGUCUCAACACGUUUGCAGCGGCCUGGGGCUACAUGCCUCUCGUGCGCUCCGUGCUCAGACUCGAUCCAAUACUGUUUAAAGACCCAGUUUCGACACUUAGGAAGAAAUAUAGAAAAAUGGAAUUAGUCACAUCCUAAUCACAUUUAAAAUAUUUAUUUUAUAACUCAAAUUUCUCUAUAUCACACCAAAAUCAAAUGUUUAACUCAUUCGAUAGAAGAAGAAAACAUCUAAGUCGAUAUUUAUUCUAGUCUUAGAAACUGCAUUUUUCUUUGCAAUAAAUUUUAUAAAACUUA